Messenger RNA from Scutellospora calospora, 245 nucleotides. NCBI's taxonomy places the organism in Eukaryota, Fungi, Glomeromycota, Glomeromycetes, Diversisporales, Gigasporaceae. The record is from the annotation of a GenBank genome assembly.
AUCCUGAAAAGUUUAUUCCGAAAAGAUUUUAUGAUUCCCAAGAAAUUAAAAAUCAUCAGAAAUUUUCAUUUUCAAUGUUUGGUGGAGGUUUAAGAGCAUGUAUAGGUAAAAAUAUUGCAAUGCUUCAAAUGAAAUUAUUAUUGACUUUACUUUAUCGUUAUAGAAAGGUUGAUGUUGAACUUGUGGAUAUGAAUGCACCUCUUAAAAUCAGAAAUUCGACAUCCAAUCUUUGUGAAAAUUUACAG